CAUUAGGAGCGCAGUUAGAAGAUGCGUCUCUGCUCUGUUUCACUUAUGUCACUUAGUUAAGGUUUUGAUUCGGUGGGAAGACCGGUCUGUUUCCAACUAACCUCACCACUUAUCUGUGCCAGUCCCUGAGCACUGGAAUCCAUCGCUCAGUCACAUGGCAGCACUGGAGACGCUGGAUGGUAGCCCUGCCCUUUACGCAUGAUCUCCCUGCCAACAUACAUUACAGGCUAUAAGCACAAGGCUCCGCGCUUCCCUCCCGAGGACAUAUGGAUCCGACACCGGAACGCAUCAGCGGCGGCACAUUUUGACUUGCUUUUCCCUUCCCCUCCACUCAAUGAAGAUCGCUUCUAUUUACUCAUUUCUCCCCGUUUCUGAUCUUUUUCCCCAUGGAUAUCUACGCCUCCACGUUAUCACCGGAGCUGGACAUCGGCACAGGCUGUUACCUGCUGGUUUUAACUGUGCUCUCCAUCAUGGGAAACUUGCUCGUCCUCAUCAUGGCAUUCAAAAGGUCAUCGAGGAUGAAGCCACCUGAGCUGCUGAGUGUGAAUCUGGCUCUGACAGACCUGGGAGCAGCUGUCACCAUGUAUCCUCUGGCGGUGGCCUCAGCCUGGAACCACCGCUGGCUUGGAGGAGAUGUCACCUGCAUUUAUUACGGCCUGGCUGGGUUCUUCUUUGGCAUCGCCAGCAUCAUGAACCUGACCGUCUUGGCCAUCGUGCGUUUCAUCGUGUCCCUCAGUCUGCAGUCUCCCAAGGAGAAAAUUGGUUGGAAGAAGGUGAAGCUGCUGUGCAUGUGGACGUGGUUGUAUGCUCUGGUCUGGGCUCUGUUUCCCAUCCUGGGCUGGGGUCGGUAUGGGCCAGAGCCCUUUGGACUGUCCUGCUCUCUGGCCUGGGGACAGAUGAAACACGAGGGCUUCUCUUUUGUCAUCACCGUGUUCUCCUUCAACCUGGUCAUACCUUCCAUCAUCAUCAUCUGCUGCUACUUUGGCAUCACCAUCAAGCUCUACGUCACCUACAAGAAGUCGAUGAACAACAGCAAUCGAAUCCCAAAUAUUGUGAAGCUCCAUCGGAGGCUGUUAGUAAUUUCUGUUUUGAUCAGCAUCGGCUUCAUUGGCUGCUGGGCGCCCUACAGUUUAGUGAGCCUGUGGUCGAUUUUCCGCGACAGCAGUGCGAUCCCGCCCGAAGUCAGCUUGCUGCCGUGCAUGUUUGCCAAGAGCUCCACCGUGUACAACCCCCUGAUCUACUACUACUUCAGCCAGAGCUUCAAAACCGAGGUGAAGCAGCUGCCGUGGCUGUGUCUGGGCGCGAACCCAUGCAGCGUCCCCAACAGAGUCAACGACAACAGCAUCUACAUGGCCAGAGUUGACGUCAAACCCAAAGUGGCAACACCGUUGAAUCUGCAGGAGAUCACAGAGAUCAAGACGGUGACUUUGGGUUGAAGGAUUUGGUCGUUCCUUGGGACAUGCGCUGGGAGAAAGACAAGUGAAAAGAUCUCAUAAUGUGUUUUCUCAAAAACAUCAUCAGAGAAGGAAGCAGAUGUUGUUUUCUGAUACAAGUGGUGUGUGGUAUCAUAUCAUCAUGCUGGGCUUAUUUUUAAUGUGACAAGGAUGAACGAGAAGGUGUGUUUGCACUGUGUGUUAAAUGUUGUGAAAGCUGGCAAACGGAGCUAUGAAAGGGAGCAAAAUUUGUGCUUGGGGUUGGCAUCCAUUUAAGUAGUAAUGCUACGCCUAAAGAAGGCAGCACGGCAGUCUUUGAGAGCAGAAUGUCGCCAUAAUCUCAGCCUUGUUACAUCACAUGUGGGCUCUGAUCUCCUGCAGACUCCAUCGUGUUGCCACUUUGGACUUGAUGUUUCGGCCUUUUUACAUCACGCUUGUAUCAAAGAGCUGUUUGAUAAUGAUAUAUGCAUCUUUUUCUGCUUUAGUAUUUGAAAACAGUGUUAUGGACGGCUUAAAAAUGAUCAGUUUGUCCAAUAUGAGUCAUUUUUUUAGAUCUCUGUACCAUCAGUCGUCUUUGUGCAAUCAGAGGAGUCGCCCCCUGCUGGCUGUUAGAAGUAAUGCAGAUUUAUGGUUCACUUUCCUACUCAAAGUCUCCAUGGUUUAAGAUAUUGCCACAAAGUCAAAAUUCUCCCAAAAACCAUCUCAGAAAAAGUGCUGUAGUUUCCAUAACCCGUACACAUGACACACAGUUCCAAAGUUCACAGACUUUAUUGAGAUCAAACCUGAUUCAGAACAAGUAGAAAAAUACUAUUUCCAACUGCUUCACACACCGCUACCAGUGUGCUGUGAGUUGAUCCUUGAACAGAAGCUGCUUAAAUUAAAUUGAUGAGAUGAGAUGAGAAGGCCACUGUCUGGAUGAUAAUAUCCAUGAAAAGAAGACACCACACUGACACUAAUCCAAUCCACAGUAACGGAGCAGGUUGUCUGGUGUUUUAUCUUAGAUGACAAAAAAUACUCACCUGAAGCUGAAUUUCUGUCACAUGAUAGCCUCAAUAAAUAGUGUAUGUUUUAAGGUUUUGCUUAAGUGUGGGUAAGUCUAUUGCACAUAUGGAAGUAUUUUGGGUUUAAAAUCAUAUUCUGGAAUUUGUGGGAUAUUUACAGGAUAUUACCAACCUUUCUAUCAAUGCAAUUCACACACAGGCGUGCUGCAACGGGUAAAUCUGUUAAUUACCAAGCUAAAGUUAAUUUACCAAACUAAAGCGGUGAUGUGCGACAUUGCAUCUUUAGAGUUUGUGAUACCGUGACAGAAAUACAACAAAAAGCAACUAUGAGCAAUUAACAUUCAAAAUAUGAAUCUACAGAGAAUGCAACACUGCAACAGCGAGCUCACAGUGGGCAAUGACAUUUUGUUUUUUCCAUUCUCAAACAGAUUAUGUACUGAAGUGUUGGCUCUGAUUUGUGACACAAAUAAACACGUAGUAUUGUU
Molecule: messenger RNA, 2919 nt
Organism: Acanthochromis polyacanthus (spiny chromis)
Lineage: Eukaryota; Metazoa; Chordata; Actinopteri; Pomacentridae
Gene: opn8b
Product: opsin 8, group member b
Exons: 4
Coding region: 387-1436 (349 amino acids)
Biological process (GO): visual perception; G protein-coupled receptor signaling pathway
Cellular component (GO): membrane
Molecular function (GO): G protein-coupled receptor activity
Source: RefSeq, a predicted model, not a curated record